AUGGUUGUAGCCAGAAAUUUAUGGAGAUUAUUAAUGAGAUCAAGGAAUUGUGAUCAUGUGGCAGUCCGAAGAAGUUUCUACUCUGCUUGGAUCAAAUGUGCAGGAACAGUGGCUGAAACGCAGCAAACUGAUGGUGGUAAUAACAUUGAUGUAGAACGUCUCUUCACAAGAAGUGAUAUUCAGAGUUUAUUAAAAAGUCUUACGGGAUUAAAUCUUAGGGAGAAAUUAUUCAAAAAUCGGCAAAUUACUAAACCUCAGCGUGCACAUUAUGCUUUAAUGACGGAUGAAGCUUACGAGAAGACAGUGAAAAGUAUGGAAGAAAUAGGAACGAAUUUUCUGCAGUUUGUGCCAGUAUUAGAACCACGUUGUAGUACACCAAUUAUUUUAGCCAACGAUCCGGAAAUUAAGGGCUUUGAUAAUAGUAAAUAUGUCUUUACAGAUCUUUCGUUUGGUCUUGGAGUUCAGGUUCGCUCAGUUGUUGUACGUGAAACAGAUGGUACAUUACGGAGUGCAACACCAGAAGAACGAGACCGAAUGACAAGGGUUUACAAAGGUCACCCUUAUCGACCAAUAUAUGAGCCACCGCUAUUCAAAGAUCCAUAUUUACAGAUGGCAUUGGAUAGGAAUGACCAUGAAUAUGUCCUUGAUUGGGCUUGCCAUUAUUAUUUACCAAAUGACCCCGUUUUCAUCAAGCUCUGUCACGUGAUAUUUGAUCGGACAAUAAAUGAAAAUAAAUUUGCAAAUCUACACUCGACGAGACAUUUUGGACCCUUCGUUUUCUACAUCGUAUUAAAUAACAAGAUUGAGGAUGCUGCAAAUUUAGUGCGUCUAAUCAAAGCAAUUUUCCCUGAUGAAAUCUGGAAUUGUCAGAUGAAGGAUGCAGAUGAUCUGAAAGUAUUACAGCAGUACGCCGAAGAAAAUAUGGAUUGCAAAAUUAUUCUACGUGAUUUGAUAAGAAUAUCAGAAAACAAGCAGGAAGAAAUUAGCACUGACAAGGAUGAUGCUAGCAGAGAAAUAAAAAGUGAAAAAGAGCUUACUCCAACAAUAAAUAAGGAAAGUUUCGCAAGUCCGGAAGGACCACUGGGUGAAAUGGCUAAGACCUAUGAUGUACGUGUGGUGCGAGGGUCAUUUGAAGCUGUUGAACAGAUGCAAAAAUUGAGUGAAAAAUCCAGCAAGGGUAAAAAACGAAAGGAUAAAAAAAAAUGA
Messenger RNA from Brugia malayi, 1206 nucleotides. RefSeq lists its product as hypothetical. The transcript is spliced from 9 exons. Bases 1 to 1206 code for a protein of 401 amino acids. NCBI's taxonomy places the organism in Eukaryota, Metazoa, Nematoda, Chromadorea, Rhabditida, Onchocercidae. Gene Ontology annotation, cellular component: mitochondrial small ribosomal subunit. The record is from RefSeq and is a predicted model, not a curated record. Gene Ontology annotation, molecular function: structural constituent of ribosome.